This is a messenger RNA of Lottia gigantea (owl limpet), 270 nucleotides long. RefSeq lists its product as hypothetical. Gene Ontology annotation, cellular component: nucleus. Bases 1 to 270 code for a protein of 89 amino acids. The record is from RefSeq and is a predicted model, not a curated record. Gene Ontology annotation, biological process: protein ubiquitination; ubiquitin-dependent protein catabolic process; mRNA processing. Gene Ontology annotation, molecular function: zinc ion binding; ubiquitin protein ligase activity. The transcript is spliced from 2 exons. Lineage: Eukaryota; Metazoa; Mollusca; Gastropoda; Lottiidae.
AUGUCUUGCAUUCAUUACAAGUUCAAGACCACACUGGAUUACAGAUCAGUUUCAUUCGAUGGUGUUGCAUUAUCUCUUGCUGAUUUGAAGAAAGCUAUAUUUCAACAGAAACGGAUGAAACCUGGAGAAUUUGACCUGGAUAUUACCAAUGCACAGACAAAAGAAGUUUACAAGAAUCCUGAUGAACUUAUUCCAAAGAACUCAUCUGUUAUUGUCUCUCGUGUCCCCAUACAGACAUCCACCAAAAAUAGUACCAGCAAAUCAUGGUAA